AUGAAAACGGAUGAUUUUCUUUUAAAAGAUCGGAUAGCAGAAAGAAAAAACUUUCCUAAAAGCGCAAUAUCUGAAAAGCUACAUAGAUAUCUCAAAGUGGCAAGAAGAGUAAAGAACAAUGAUGAAAAACCCGAAGAAAAAAGAAAGCUUCACAAUGCGCAUGAGAAGAAACGCUUCUAUUUUCCAUCCCUUCUAAUUAUAAUAAAACCCACCUAUAAAGUUCUGAGAACACGUUUCUUACACGUUCUUAUGCUUUCACAGUUCUUUAUUUCAAUCCAUGGCAAAACAAUGAAGAAACAGUAG
Molecule: messenger RNA, 303 nt
Organism: Clunio marinus
Lineage: Eukaryota; Metazoa; Arthropoda; Insecta; Diptera; Chironomidae
Source: the annotation of a GenBank genome assembly